CAUAGCAGCAAGCCCGAAACAAACGUAGCCGCGCCCCGAGCCCUCUCCUUAGUCUCACACGCCUACCACCACACCCAACCCACCAGCCCCCACCGAUAUCACACCACCUACCAUGCGCGGCUCGGGCGGCAGCGGCAGCCGCCACUACCGCGCCCGCGCGCGCCCGCACUUCUUCCCAGACCUGGACAUGAGCGGCAUCCUGCAGCCUGCAGACCCCGCGGAGGGCUGCUUCGUGGCCAGCAAGGUGGUGGCCACGCUGGGCCCGGCCUGUUCGGACGUGGACACCCUGGCGCGGCUGCUGGAGGCGGGCAUGACCGUGGCGCGCGUGGACCUCACGUGGGGCCCGCUGGAUUACCACAAGCGCUCGCUGACCAACCUCAAUACGGCCAUGAAGCGCGUGCGCCGCAUGUGUGCGGUCAUGGUGGACACGCUGGGUCGCGAGAUGCUCAUUAGGCGGCCCUUCAGUCUGGGGCCCGACGGCUGGCCCCAGCACGAGUCGCCGUUCAAGGUGGCGGCGGGCAGCGGCGUCACCAUCACCACGUCCGAGGACGCCGCCGCCACCCCCGCGCUGCUGCCCAUCACCUACCCAAAGUUCCCCAGCCUGGUGCAGCCGGGGGACAUCGUCUACAUCGGCCGCUACAUGGCGUGUGGGGCGCCCGAGAUGGCCUCGCUCUACCUGCGCGUGGAGCAGGUGCACGAGGCGGCUGGCGAGGUGGUGUGUGUGGCGCUGAAUGACGCCGAGCUGCACGGCCUGCUCACCGUGUUCAACCUGGAGAGGUCUGCCUCCGAGCUGACCAGCCUGCAGUCCGACCUGCCCGUGCUGACCCAGUACGACAGAGUGGCGCUGAGGGACCUGGCGGACACCGGAUUUGAGAUUGACUUCAUCUGCAUCAGCUACUGCCGCUCCGGCGUGGACGUCCGCGAAGUGCGCGCCUUCGCCGAGUCCGUGCCCGCGCUGGCGGCAUGCGGGCUGGUGGCCAAGGUGGAGACACGGCAGGCGCUGUUCAACUUCCGGGGCAUUCUGGAGGCCGCUGACGGCAUCACCAUAUCACGUGGGCUGUUGGGUUUGGACUGCCUGCCGGAGAAGGUGGCACUGAUCCAGAAGUCUCUGAUCUCGGCCUGCAACCUGGUGGGCAAGCCCGUGGUGGUGACGCGCGUGCUGGACUCCAUGGCCGACAUGCCGCGGCCCACACGCGCCGAGGCCACGGACGUGGCCAACGCGGUGCUGGACGGAGCUGAUGCGCUGUGGCUGGGGGCGGAGACGCUGAGGGGCAAAUGGCCGGUUGAGACGGUGCGCACGCUGGUGUCCAUAGCGCGGCAGGCGGAGAAGGUGUUCGACUUCGCGCACCACUUCGAGUGGCUCAUGCAGGCCGCGGUGGAUGCCCAGGAGCUGCGUGAGUCACUAACCGCCGGCGGCGGAAUGUACGGUGGCGGCGGUGGCAGCUCAAUGUACGGCGGCAUAGCGCCCUCACUCAUGUACGGCGGCGGAGGUUGGGGCCCCGGUGGCGGCGUGUACGGCGGCGGGCUCACACUGGAUGAUGAUGACGCCGCCACUGACAUCUUCAUGCUACACACCGGUGACGGCUUGGGCGGUUACGGCGGCAUGCAGCCGAGCCACAUGAUGGGUGGCAGCAUCGGCGCCGGCCUGUCCGGCCUCGGCGGCGGCGGCGGCGGCGGGUACGGCAACGUCGGUGGCCUCACGCCGCUAGGCAGCAUGACUAACAUCGGCGGCGGCGGCGCAACUGGCGGCGGCGGUGCCGCCGCCGCCGACGGCGCCGGCGGCCUGUCACCAGCGUCCCUGUCCACCGCGAACCUGGAAGAUCUGGCGGCAAUGGAGACGCCGCCGCCGGCGGCGGCUGGCAGCGGCACAGCCAAUGGCGGCGGCGGCGGUAACGGGCAGCACGUGAGCUUUGCGGCGCUGCCGCCGCGGGCGCCGCCGCGCUCGCGCAGUAACGCCAGCAUGCCCGACGUCUCCGCCGCUGGCGGCGGCGGCACCGCCGCCACUGGCGGCGUUGGCGGCGGCGGCGGCGCUGGAUCGCUCUCCGCCUCCGGCGGCAGCCCGCUGACUGCUGGCGGCGGUGCUGGCGCCGCCGCCGCCAGCGGCGGCCCUGGCGGCGGCGGCGGCGGCGGCAACCGCAGCCAGUCUUACGCGGACAUCAAUACGGCAGUGGCCGCGAUGAACCGUUUCGGCCCCGGCCCCGGCGGCGGCGGCGGCGGCGGCGGCUCCAUUGCCGCUGAGCCGGCGGGCCCCGUCGGCGCCGCCGCUGCGCUACCCGGCGGUGGCCGCCAGCAGCACUCCAACCCCCUGUACGGCGGCAUCAGCAACGCGAAGGAGCAGCACAGGGAGCACCACGGCCACCCCCACAGUCACCACAGCCACUCCCACCACGGCCACGGCCACGCCCCCUCCGGCCGCGCCAGCAGCCCCAGCGUGCGGAGCACCACCGGCACGGUGUACGGCGGCGGUCCCGCGGGUCCCUACAUGGGCAAGCUUGAGUCCAUUGCCAGCAGCGCGGUGCGGGCGGCGGAGAAGGUCAAGGCCAGCCUGAUUGUGGUGUACACGCACACCAGCCGUGUGGCCUCGCUGGUGGCCAAGUACCGACCGCCCAUGCCCAUCCUGACCCUGGUGGUGCCGCGCCUCACAAGCGACGGCCUGCACUGGAAGCUGCAGGGCAAGGGGCACGCGAGGCAGUGCUUGCUGGUCCGCGGGCUGCUGCCCAUGUUGUCCGCGCCCGGACCCAGCGGCGACGAGGUGUUGGAGGAGGCCAUCGCGCUGUCCUCGCGGCUGGGCCUGGUGGGGCCGGGGCACUUCGUGGUGGUGGUGGAGCGGGUGCACGACGCCUUCUGCCUCAAGAUUGUGGCGGUGGACGAGCUGGGGCUGGGCAUUCAGCGCGAGGACGGGGCGCUGGCAGACCCGACCGCGACAGUGGUCCGAGCCAUGGUGCCCGCCACGCCCGUGAUCGGCCGCACCCUGUCCAUGAUGGGCGAGGGACGCAGCCGCCGACUCGGCCUGCCGCCAGCAACAGCCGCUACAGCAGCCCUGGCGGCGGCUGCGGCCGCCGCCGCCGCAGCCGGCGCCGGCGCCGGAGGCGGCGGCACCAGUGGCGGCGGCGGCGCCAUUGCGGCGCUGGGUCCGUUGAUGGGGUCGAUCUCAUCGCUUCUGGCGGCGUCUCCGAGCUGCGUGCUGGGAGCGGUGGGGAAUGGAGGAAGAGGCGGCGGCCGGGCGGGAGGCAGCGGUGGUGGUGGUGGUGGUGCUGCUGGCCUGGCGGCGGUGCUGGAUGGCGGCGGCGGCAGUGGCAGCAGCCCCCGCCGCCUGACUUCUGCGGAGCUCAUCAACGUGCUGCCGGGCUCGCCCUUCUCCGGCUCCCCGCCCAUGUCCGGCGGCGGCGCAGCUGCCAACCGUAGCGGCGGCGGCCCUGGCGGCGGCGCCGGCAGUAGCAGCGACGGCGGUGCCGCCGCCGGCCCUGCCGCCGCCGCCGCCCACAACGCCGUACGCCUCAACCUCCUGAACACCCUCUACAGCGCCUCCAACUACCCCGGAUCGGCGGCCGUAGCAGGCGAGGGCGGUGGCGGCGGCGGUGGUGCUACAGCCAUUCCCGCAAUCCAGGCCGCGGCCCUGGCGGCCGGCAGCGGCAUGAGACCCCGCGGCGCCGCCACUGCUGCUACAUCCGCUGACCGGCUCCCAGUCAUCAACGCACUGGGGGGCGGCACGGCGGCGCAUGACACGACCAUGCUAAUGGAGGGAGUAGGCGGCGGCGGCGGCAGUAGCAGCGGCGCCGCCGCCGGCAGUAGCAGCGGCGCUGUCCGCAGUAGCAGGCCGGGGCCGCUGGGGUCAGUGCUGCUGGGCCCUGUGACAGAGGAGCCGGAGCCGGCGGAGGGCACAGACGAGGCGGCGGCGGCGCCUGCGGAUGACGACACGGCGGGUGCUGCCAAGGGCGAGGCGGAGUGAUGAUUGGGAACGUGGCGUCGUGGCGUCGUGGCCUGCUGGUGAAGGCUGCGGUGGCGGCGGUGUGGCUGCUACUGCUGCUACGUACGGGUACCAUUACUGCGGUUGCCGCUGCAGCUGAUGCUACUGCCAAGGCCAAAGCGGAGUAGGCGGUAUAAGUGGAUGCGGCGGCCUGCUGGGCCUGCAGGUGUAGGUGAUGCUAAAGGCUGCACUGGUUGACGCGGGUCAUGUUGUCUGUUGAAGAUUGGAGAGGCAGGGCGCUGUUGCAGCGCAUGCAGCGAGAGCUGAGAGGGAAGGCAGUAUGCCGGGACUGCAGGAACUGGUGCACGGGUGUGCAAAUAGAAUCUUUCUUUCCAUGUUGCGCAGUUGCACAGGGCCAUGUUGUCAGGCUGCCACGGGUUGCACUGUUGCAGGCCCAGGCACGUUUUCCGUAAGGCGUUACGACUGGAAGGCAGGGUAUGGUGCGAUGCGUAGACAGCUGCUGAGGAAGCUAGGCUGUAGCACACCCGGACGUGGCAGUGGGUACCGUAUUUAGGGCUCCCUAGGGGUUGUAAAGGAGUGGUGCGCAGUUUUGAAGGACCAGAGAUUGACCAGAGAACGACGCGGUCGGCAACACAGACGACUUGUGCCCGCUCAGGAGGGUUGGUAGCAGCAUGACGGGUGUGUGAUGGGACAGGGUUCAGGCAGGUUGGCGAGGUCCCAUAGGGUGCAGCUGACGCCCAUACCCCAAGCAAACAGCAAACAGUUUGCAGCGGCAGAGCAGGAGUGCAUGGCUGGUCGAACGCCGGAGUUACUGUACCGACAAGUUGCUGGCUGGCUGGAAGUUUGCUGAUGCGCAUUCCUCACGCAGCAUGAUGGGUGUGCUGAGCUUUCAGAGCAAUCAGGUUGGCUGGCGGUCACAAGUAUGAGAAUGUGUGUUUAGAAAUAUCACGCAAUUUGGUUGCUGGCUAGCUGGCCCGAGCUGGCCAGGAAUCGUAGGCAAG
Molecule: messenger RNA, 4929 nt
Organism: Chlamydomonas reinhardtii
Lineage: Eukaryota; Viridiplantae; Chlorophyta; Chlorophyceae; Chlamydomonadales; Chlamydomonadaceae
Exons: 23
Coding region: 113-3949 (1278 amino acids)
Biological process (GO): glycolytic process
Cellular component (GO): cytoplasm
Molecular function (GO): pyruvate kinase activity; magnesium ion binding; potassium ion binding
Source: RefSeq, a predicted model, not a curated record